Messenger RNA from Strongyloides ratti, 612 nucleotides. RefSeq names its product 40S ribosomal protein S6. The record is from RefSeq and is a predicted model, not a curated record. Gene Ontology annotation, cellular component: ribosome. The transcript is spliced from 2 exons. Bases 1 to 612 code for a protein of 203 amino acids. Gene Ontology annotation, biological process: translation. Gene Ontology annotation, molecular function: structural constituent of ribosome. NCBI's taxonomy places the organism in Eukaryota, Metazoa, Nematoda, Chromadorea, Rhabditida, Strongyloididae.
AUGGCCCAGGAAGUCGAAGCCGACUCUCUCGGUGAUGAAUGGAAAGGAUACAUUCUUCGUCUUACAGGAGGUAAUGAUAAACAAGGUUUCCCAAUGAAACAAGGUGUUCUUACAAAUGAACGUGUCCGUCUUCUUCUUUCAAAAGGACAAUCUUGUUACAGACCACGUCGUGCUGGAGAACGUAAACGUAAAUCUGUCCGUGGAUGUAUCUAUGAUGCCAAUCUUUCUGUUAUUGCUGCUAUUAUUGUUAAGAAGGGAGAUAAUGAAAUUCCAGGACUCACUGAUGUAUCUGUGCCAAAAAAACUUGGACCAAAAAGAGCAUCAAAGAUCCGUAAGCUUUUCAACUUAACAAAAGAAGACGAUGUUUUGAAAUACGUACUUCCAAGAACAGUAAGUAAUGGAAAACGUGUUGUAAAACCACGUGUCCAACGUUUGAUUACAUCAGAUAGACUUAAACGUCAAGCAAAGAGAUUAGCCGAGAAAAAAGCCAGAACCGUCAAACGUAAGGAAGAAGCUCUUGCUUACCAAAAAGUUCUCGCUAAGUUUGCUAAGGAAAAGCAAGCUGAAAAAGCUGCUAGAAGACUCUCUUCUCACAAAUCUGAAAGCAAGUAA